AUGAUAGUUUGCUCUGCUUAUGAGGCAAGGAAGAAUGCGAUGAGUGAACCGCACGGCAUGUCGCAGUACUACUUCCCAAAGGUUUUUGACAGGGAAAAAGUACCUCAUUAUGUGGCAGGGUACCACCAGACUACCUUUUCGUAUCCUAUGAACCAGAUCAAUUUCAAAACCAAUUUUGCAAGCCUCACUUCCUGCCUGAAUCGUGCAUCAUCAAUUCCGGAGGCUUUGUAA
This is a messenger RNA of Peronospora belbahrii, 231 nucleotides long. The record is from the annotation of a GenBank genome assembly. Lineage: Eukaryota; Oomycota; Peronosporomycetes; Peronosporales; Peronosporaceae.